Lineus longissimus is the source of this 1602-nucleotide messenger RNA. RefSeq lists its product as uncharacterized. The transcript is spliced from 5 exons. The record is from RefSeq and is a predicted model, not a curated record. Bases 162 to 572 code for a protein of 136 amino acids. Lineage: Eukaryota; Metazoa; Nemertea; Pilidiophora; Heteronemertea; Lineidae.
GUUGGGGGAUACAAAUUGCCUACUUACUUUUGUCCUGAUAGGAACUGCACAGAUUCAGGGGUUUUGAAGGUUGUGAAGUUUGGUGCCGUUUUGGUUGUGACUUUGUCCUCAAUCAGCUGGACUGGGUUGUACAUUCUCAUCUAAAUCACAAUUUUGACAACAUGUGGAUAAAGUUUGGCCUCUUUCUUGUUUUUGGUCUGUUCGUGGUGACGACUGCAAGACAUCAUCAUUCGGGGAGAAAGAGCUGCGAAAGACGAUUCCGAGGUUGUUCCGUCGCUGCCCGCCAAUGUGUAUGUGGUACGGCCGUAGAUUGUCAUAACCCUUUCCCCUACAAGUCACGACAUGAAUGUCAGGCUGAUAUAACAGGUGGUCUUGACAAGUGCCAGCAUGUUGAUUGUGGAAAGGGAAUGUGCCUCCAGUCCAAAAGAUACAGCAGGCGGAAGGCCAUCUGCGAUUGUUGGGGAACUGGAUCCUGGGGGAAGCGAUGUGAAUAUGAAUGUCCACCGGUGAAGUCGUACAUUGGAGAAAAUGGAGUGAUGGAUAACUACCCCGAGCAGUGCUUGACCAUCUAAGGCCAAGAAGUGACUGAUAACUACCCCGAGCAGUGCUUGACCAUCUAAGGCCAAGAAGUGACUGAUAACUACCCAAAGCAGUGCUUGGUUAUCUAAGGCCAAGAAGUGACUGAUAACUACCCAAUGCAGUGCUUGACCAUCUAAGGCCAAGGCAACAUCAUUAUUCAAUCAACAAGAACAUCACGAGGUCACAAUUAUUGAAGUAUCUGUUGAUCUUCCCUUGCCCUUUGAAAAAUAACAUUUACAGUACAUCAAAGCAGCUGAUUUAACCCCUUCUAUGAAAGAAGUUUUUACGACUCGAAAAAUUCACUAUUUUGGAAGAUUGCUUAUGUGAGCUAAUAGAGACAAUCUCAUUGACAGUAUUAUGUAAAUUUUUGUACGUUUUAUAAAUUUCUUAAUUAGAUGUAUAUUUUAAUGCUUUUCUCAGGAUAUUGGCUGUACAAGUAUUUUAUUUGAAUAUAAGUGGUAUACGCCUUGCUCCCUGGAACAAUACUCAAUUUGUGUAUAAACAUUUUAACAGGUAUUUUGAUGAAACUAGCUGUACAUUACUUGAGACAUACAUGUACUUGUAACUGCAGGUAGCUUUGUUUGAGAAUCAGAUUUAAUUGCCAUAAUUAGUUCAAAAGUAGUUCAAUGAAGUUCAAAGUGAGUUGAUAAUCUUUUUAGGCCUUUAUCGCCAUAACAUGCUCAAAAAUUUAGUAUUCUUCCAUUGUCACUGCCAGUAGACAUUGGCCAGUAUUAAAAUGCAAUUUAGUGUACACUGCAAAGUCAACUCGGUCUUGUCCUUCACAUAGCCAUUUACGAAAUCUGUCAAAAUGCCUGCUGAAAUUGGCAGUUUACAGUUCAACAUGGACAAGACAGACAAGAGUUUGCAGUACUUUGGAGAGUUUUUAAGCCGACGAGGCCUUUGAGACGGAAUCUCUUUUACCUCAGAGUUUUUAGAGAAGUUUUUUGACGCCUUCAGGUGAUCACUGGAAAGCAUAAUUUGUACUUUUAUUAUAUGGAAUAAACUGCUGAAGUUGCUGAUUAA